UCACUUUCCCUCCACCAAAACAUGAUGGAUAAGAUUCCAGUAUUACAAACGACAACAUAAACCUAACCAAAAAAAACCACCACCUUCAUUAUCCAUCAUCAAUGAACCUCCAUUCUCUCCUCAUCACCACUCCCUUAAAACUCCAAUUCCCAAUCAAAUCCUCACUUUCCUCAACAUCAUUUUCACACACACCCACAAACCAACACUCACUCAAACUUGCAAAAUCACUCCAGACAGAAACUCUCAAGAUUCUUGAAUGGCCAUCUAUCUGCACCCAAAUUUCAUCUUUCACUUCCACAACCAUGGCGAAUUCCGCUGCGAAAAAAGGGUUCGUCCCGAUUGGUCAAACGGUUGAGGAAAGCAAGAGACUUUUGAGUCAGACUUCAGCUGCUUAUGGGCUUCCUUUUCCUCCUGAUUUUUCGGGUAUUGAGGAUGUUUCGGGUAUCGUUGAGGCUGCUGUUGCUAAUGAAUUGCUUUCGGUUAGAGAAAUUUGCUCGGUGAAACGGACUUUAAGUUCGGUUAAGGGUUUGUUUGAUGAGUUGAACAAGGUUUCAGAACAGUCUGAAAGGUACUAUCCUCUGCUUGAAAUUCUUCAGAAUUGCAAUUUUUUAAAGGAGCUGGAGCAGAAAAUAGACUUCUGUAUAGACUGUAAGUUCUCUGUUAUACUUGACAGAGCCAGUGAAGAUUUGGAGAUUAUUAGGUUAGAAAGAAAAAGUAACAUCGAGGCUCUCGACUCUCUGUUGAAAGAGGUAUCAACUAAGAUUUUUCUGGCUGGAGGUAUUGACAAACCGUUGGUAACCAAACGUCGAUCAAGGAUGUGUGUUGGCAUCAGAGUUUCUCAUAAAUCAUUACUGCCAAAUGGUAUUGUUUUGAAUGCUAGUAACUCGGGAGCAACGUACUUUAUGGAACCCAAAGAGGCAGUGGACUUGAACAACAUGGAAGUUAGGCUUUCAAAUGCAGAAAGAAAUGAGGAGCAGGCCAUUUUGGGUUUGCUCACAUCUGAAAUUGCAAAAUUUGAGUCAGAGAUUAAGUACUUGUUAGAUAGAGUUCUUGAAGUUGAUUUUGCAAUUGCAAGAGCUGCUCAUGCACGAUGGAUGAAUGGGGUUUGUCCGCUUCUAAAUGGCCCUGGUUCUUUAUUAGUAGAUAUUGAAGGUAUACAACAUCCUUUGCUUCUUGAGCCGUCUCUGAAAAGUUUGUCUGAUCGUAUACAAUCAAAAUCUAGUAAUUCAGUUCUUUGGUGUGACGGAAAUGGAGUGACGGGUCAAUGGUCUUCUGAUUCUUUGACUUUUCCUGUUCCUAUUGACAUCAAAGUUAGACAUGAAACAAGGGUGGUUGUGAUCUCAGGACCUAACACUGGGGGUAAAACUGCUUCCAUGAAAACAUUAGGAUUAGCUUCUGUAAUGCUGAAGGCUGGCAUGUAUUUACCUGCUAGAAAUCGUCCAACCCUUCCAUGGUUUGAUUUAAUUCUGGCAGAUAUUGGAGACAGUCAGUCACUGGAACAAAGCCUCUCAACUUUUAGUGGUCACCUCACACGGAUUUGUAAAAUGUUGGAAGUUACCUCUAAACAAUCACUCAUUCUUAUCGAUGAAAUUGGCAGUGGGACCGACCCAUCAGAAGGCGUGGCGCUUUCUACUAGCAUAUUGAAGUAUCUUAAGGAUAGAGUCAACUUAGCAGUAAUAACUACACAUUAUGCAGAUUUAUCUCUUUUAAAAGAGAAGGACUCCCAAUAUGAGAAUGCAGCAAUGGAGUUCUCCUUGGAGACUCUACAACCUACCUACAGGAUACUUUGGGGAAGUAUAGGUGAAUCAAAUGCUUUGAGUAUUGCUAAAUCAAUAGGUUUUGAUGAAAAUAUAGUUGAACGUGCACAAACAUGGGUCAGGAGGCUGAUGCCAGACAAGGCUGCGGAGCGGAAAGGUUUGCUUUAUCAGUCUCUAAUGGAAGAAAAAAACAGAUUAGAAGUUCAGGCAAACAGAGCUGCCCAUAUAUAUUCAGAAACCAUGAAGCUUUAUCAAGAGAUUUGGGAUGAAGCAGAUGAUCUUCCCAGGCGUGAGGCAGCUCUUAAGGCAAAAGAAACUCAAAAUAUUCAAAGAGAAGUAAUUACCGUGAAGUCUCAGUUAGCGACAAUAGUGAAGGAAUUUGAAGCAAAGAUUGCAAAUACCAGUAUUGACCAGCUUAAUUCACUUCUUAAGGAAUAUGAGUCUGCCAUUUCAUCAAUUGUUGAAGCUCACAGUUACACCGAAGAAUCGUCUGACACAGAAGCAGACAGGUCUUCUGUUAGAGUCAAGCAGGGGGACCAAGUUCUUGUUAAUGGAUUAGGAAACAAAUUGGCAACUAUAGUUGAGCCACCUGGAACUGAUGGCACUGCCCUUGUUCAAUAUGGAAAAAUUAGUGUCCGUGUGAAUGUGAAAAGUAUGAGACCUGUUCAGAGUAAUGAUACGACUCCAACAGCAAGUUCACCAUCACAGACCAAAAAGCAGGGGCAGAGGAUCACAAACCUUAAGAAUUUAUCAGAGGUUAGGAAUAACCAAGAAGUUUCAUAUGGGCCAGUACUGCAGACAUCAAAGAACACAGUCGAUUUACGUGGUAUGCGAGUGGAAGAAGCAUCUCACCACCUUAAUUUGGCUAUCGAUACAACUGGGGCUAGCUCGGUUCUCUUUAUCAUUCAUGGAAUGGGUACUGGUGUUGUGAAAGAAUGUGCACAAAAAAUACUAAGUAAACAUCCCCGUGUUGUCAAGUUUGAACAGGAUGGUCUAACUAAUUACGGUUGUACAGUUGCUUAUAUCAAGUGAGUAUAUUAUAUGUACAUUCUGGUUAAUCAUAAAAUUGGUUACCAUAUCUUUUUCUCUU
Erigeron canadensis is the source of this 2847-nucleotide messenger RNA. Its product is annotated as endonuclease MutS2. Gene Ontology annotation, biological process: negative regulation of DNA recombination; mismatch repair. Gene Ontology annotation, molecular function: ATP binding; mismatched DNA binding; ATP-dependent DNA damage sensor activity. Lineage: Eukaryota; Viridiplantae; Streptophyta; Magnoliopsida; Asterales; Asteraceae. The transcript is spliced from 5 exons. The coding region runs from base 102 to 2789 and encodes 895 amino acids. The record is from RefSeq and is a predicted model, not a curated record.